Molecule: messenger RNA, 2072 nt
Organism: Sycon ciliatum
Lineage: Eukaryota; Metazoa; Porifera; Calcarea; Leucosolenida; Sycettidae
Product: protein transport protein Sec61 subunit alpha
Exons: 12
Coding region: 133-1557 (474 amino acids)
Biological process (GO): post-translational protein targeting to membrane, translocation; SRP-dependent cotranslational protein targeting to membrane, translocation
Cellular component (GO): membrane; Sec61 translocon complex
Molecular function (GO): signal sequence receptor activity; ribosome binding; transmembrane protein transporter activity
Source: RefSeq, a predicted model, not a curated record
AUCUUGGAGCAUGUUUGGUUGAGUUGAGGAAACUGUAUUGUUGGCAUUGAUUUUGAAAAGGCCAGUGAGCUUUCUCAUUUUGUUUCUUCAUUUGCUGGUUUGUUGGUACAUGGUCGUAGACAAAGAGCAACCAUGGGUGUCCGCUUCCUCGACUAUCUCGCACCGUUUGUGUCAAUAUUGCCUGAAAUCUCCAAACCCGAGCGAAAGAUCGCUUUCAAGGAGAAGGUAUUAUGGACGGCCAUCACUCUGUUUAUCUUCCUAGUGUGCUGUCAGGUACCACUGUUUGGUAUCAUGUCAAGUGAUUCAGCCGAUCCUCUGUACUGGAUAAGAGUCAUCAUUGCUUCCAACAGAGGUACAUUGAUGGAGCUGGGUAUUUCCCCAAUUGUCACAUCUGGUCUGAUCAUGCAGCUCCUGGCUGGUGCCAAACUGUUGGAAGUUGGCGACUCCCCCAAGGAUCGUGCCAUUUUCAACGGAGCGCAAAAGUUGUUUGGUAUGAUCAUCACGUUUGGUCAAGCAACCGUGUACGUCAUGACAGGCAUGUAUGGUGACCCAUCAGACCUUGGUGCCGGUAUCUGUGUGCUGAUCGUCAUCCAGCUGUUCUGCUCCGGUCUAAUUGUCCUACUUCUUGACGAGCUGCUGCAGAAGGGCUAUGGUCUGGGUUCUGGUAUCUCUCUCUUCAUUGCCACCAACAUCUGCGAGACUAUUGUCUGGAAGGCAUUCAGCCCCACCACCAUCAACACUGGACGUGGCACUGAGUUUGAAGGUGCAGUCAUUGCUCUGUUCCACUUGCUUGCCACACGGUCCGACAAAGUGCGAGCACUGCGCGAAGCCUUCUACCGCCAGAACCUGCCCAACCUGAUGAGCCUGUUCUCCACCAUCUUUGUCUUUGGCAUUGUUAUCUACUUCCAGGGAUUCCGUGUGGACCUGCCUAUCAAGUCUGCUCGCUACCGUGGCCAGUAUUCCACCUACCCUAUCAAGCUGUUCUACACCUCCAAUAUUCCCAUCAUCCUACAGAGUGCCCUGGUCAGCAACCUGUACGUCAUCUCACAGAUGCUGUCCACUCGCUUCGCUGGUAAUAUCAUAGUCAGCAUUCUAGGCACGUGGUCGACAGCCGAUGGCUCCGCCCGCUCGUUCCCAACGUCAGGUCUCUGCUACUACCUCUCGCCUCCGGAGACAAUCAGUCACGUCAUUGAGGAUCCCGUACACGCUGUUGCCUACAUUGCCUUCAUGCUGGGCUCAUGUGCAUACUUCUCCAAGACCUGGAUUGAUGUGUCUGGUUCAUCUGCCAAGGAUGUUGCCAAGCAACUCAAGGACCAGCAGAUGGUCAUGCGUGGCCACCGUGAGAAGUCAAUGGUCCAUGAGCUUAACAGGUACAUUCCGACUGCAGCAGCAUUUGGUGGUCUGUGCAUCGGUGCAUUGUCUGUGCUGGCUGAUUUCCUUGGUGCCAUUGGAUCUGGAACAGGUAUUCUUCUGGCCGUCACCAUCAUCUACCAGUACUUUGAGAUCUUCGUCAAAGAACAGCAGGAACUGGGCGGAAUGGGAACUCUACUUUUCUAGCCGUGUACUAUGCACGUUCUAGCCGUGUGUGUGUGUGUGUGUGUGUGUGUGUGUGUGUGUGUGUGUGUGUGUGUGUGACCUUUCUAGGCACUGUGCUCUUCCCCGUUGGGUUCAAGUGGAAAUGAGAGCGAGGAGCAGUGCGUCUCCUACUUUGUACAGGCAUCCUUGAAUGCAACGACUUCCACUGUUCAUUUUCUAGCUUUACUGUGCUACAUGUAAUGAUUUCCUUCCACCGCAACUUGUACUGGCUGGCAGCAUUUAUGUUUCUGAUUUGUAGCUGCUCAUGUUUAUCUGUUUAGAGCGCUCAUGCUCGCAACCUGCCUCAAUAGUACAAGCCAUCUUUGGUGAAGGACCUAACUAACGCAUGAUCACCUCUUCACUGGAUGAUGUUUUUUUCACACUCGAGUAGUAGCUGGUAAUAAUUUUUGAAUCUCUUCAAUUCUUUUGUAUAAAUGCUAUUCUGCAGCUGAGCAAACUCAAUAUGUUCGACUAAUUGAACGGAAUUGAAUGACUAA